AGUAAACGGGUUUCACCUUGGCUGAAUAUCGGCGUGAAAAGGCGCACGUUUGGGUCUAUCUUAAAAUUUUGACGUUCAAAUGAAAGAUAAAUGUCUGCGUAGCAGUUCGGCUCGGCUAGCUCUUCUUCCCAGAGUGAGGAAACAUGAAGCAAGACGUCAGGAUACUUUUACUGGGGGAACCCAAGGUGGGGAAGACGUCCCUCAUCAUGUCUCUGGUGGGAGAAGAGUUUCCAGAGCGGGUUCCACCCAGAGCCGAGGAGAUCACCAUCCCAGCCGACGUGACUCCUGAGAAAGUUCCCACUCACAUCGUGGAUUACACCGAAAAGGAACAAAGUGAUGAAGUUCUCAGAGAUGAAAUUGUCAAGGCCAAUGUAGUUUGUGUGGUGUAUGAUGUCACCAACGAGGACACAAUAGAGAAGAUUAAAACCAAGUGGAUUCCUCUAGUCAACGGAGAUGCAGAGAAAGGAAACAAGGUUCCCAUCAUCCUGGUUGGGAACAAGUCCGACCUGCGCAGUGGGAGCUCCAUGGAAACCAUUCUUCCCAUUAUGAACCAGUUCUCUGAGAUCGAGACGUGCGUUGAGUGUUCUGCGAAGAACCUGAAGAACAUUUCCGAGCUGUUCUACUACGCCCAGAAGGCCGUUCUCCACCCCACCGCGCCGCUUUACGACCCCGAGGACAAACAGCUGAAGCCAGCUUGUGUUCGCGCUCUGAGCAGAAUAUUCUACAUUUCUGACCAGGACAACGAUCACAUCCUGAGCGACGCCGAGCUCAACAGCUUCCAGAAGUCGUGUUUUGGGAAUCCUCUGGCGCCUCAGGCUCUGGAGGAUGUGAAGACUGUGGUGUGGAAAAACACCAGCGACGGGGUGCAAGACAACGGCCUGACCCUGAACGGUUUUCUGUUUCUGAACACUUUGUUCAUCCAAAGAGGCCGACAUGAAACCACCUGGACGAUCCUCAGGAAGUUUGGUUACGACGACAACCUGGAGCUGACUGACGACUACCUGUACCCCGAACUCAGAGUUCCUCUCGGCUGCAGCACAGAGAUCAACCAGUUGGGCCACCAGUUCCUCCAGCAGCUGUUUGAUAAAUACGACGAGGAUCAGGACUCCGCCCUGUCGCCAGCGGAGCUGAAGAACCUGUUCUGCGUCUGUCCCUACAUGCCGUGGGGCGCCGACGUCCUGCUGGCCGUGCCGACCACCGACCGGGGUUACAUCACCCGCCAGGGAUACCACUGCCAGUGGAUGCUCUCUGCUUACCUGGACGUCCAUCGCUGCCUGGAGCACCUGGGUUACCUGGGAUACCCGAUCCUGACGGAGCAGGAGUCGCAGACCGCAGCCGUCACAGUGACUCGGGAGAAGGAAGUGGAUUUGGAGAAGCGUCAGACUCAGAGGUCGGCGUUUCUCUGCAAGGUGAUCGGACCGCGCGGCACCGGGAAGACCGCCUUCCUCCAGGCGUUCGUGGGCCGCAGCGUUCUGAGUAAAGGAAACGCCAGCAGUGCCUUUUCACCCUAUGUCAUAAAUACAGUUCAGAUCGGCAACCAGGAGAAAUACCUGAUUCUGAACGAGGUGGAUGUGGAAACGGAGUUCCUCAAGGCGUCGGACGCCGCCUGCGACGUUGCUUGUCUCAUGUACGACGCCAGCGAUCCCCAUUCCUUCGACUACUGCGCCAGCAUCUACAAGCAGCAUUACAUGGACGGCAGCGUUCCCUGCGUUCUGGUCGCCUCCAAAGCGGACCUUCCUGAAGCCAAGCAGUUCCACGGCGUGACGCCGGCCGAGUUCUGCUACAAGCACCGCCUGCCGCCGCCGCUGCCGUUCUGCGGCCUGACGCUGGACGCCGCCGGCAGGAGCAUCUACAGCAGGCUGGCCUGGGCCGCCAUGCACCCCCACCUGAACGGGUCGGACCUGAGCAGCGCCUCCUUCUGGCUGCGGGUGGCUCUGGGCUCGGCCGUGGUCGCCGUUCUGGGUUUCGCCGUCUACAGAGCCGUGGCUCGGCUAAAAUGACCCAACGAUUAUCUGCGUCCGUCACGACCAAACCCGGAGGCCGAACUGUUCUCCAUCUGUCCUGCUCUCUGUCUGACCUCUGACCUGUGCCGGAGGUUCCUCCCCCCGCUGCUGCUGCCUUACGCUCCACCGGGCUGCGUUGGAGCGAGCCUGAAGAGCAGCUCGUCCUCCUGAACACCACGGUGCUUUCACCAGGAAGACGUCCGCCUCCUGCUGCCGUCAGGAGAUCCGACUUACAGAUCAUGUUCUGCAUGCAAGCAGCGCCUGCAAACCAAAAUGAUGCCAAAUUAUUCCGAAUCAAAGAGCUGGACGUUCAGACCGGCUCUACAAAACCUCAUGAAGUCCUGAUGCGGUUGCCAAAUAACUGGUUUUACCCCAAACAGGAAGAUUUAGCUUCACAAAUCAUUCACCGCCGUUUAAAUCCUCUGAUCCUGAAGUUGCUUCUGUUGCAUGAAGACAUUUGCUUUUUCUGAGGAAAUGGACUGUUUUGAUUUUAACAGUGUUUGUGACGAAGUGAUCAGGAGGCAGACAGGAAAAAUGAGUUCAUUUCAGCCCAAAACAAUUUAUUUUUCUAGAAAAUUUCUGCUCAAAUCACUCUUGAAAAUGAAAUAUGGAUCUAAAUGGGACUUUACCUGGUCAAAGGGAAGUAAAGUAAAAUUCUCAGUUUGAAAAGUAAACAUUUCAAGAAAAAAUUAAUCUCAGAAAUAUUCUAGAAAAAAAAUUUUAGCUUCAAAAGUCAAAAUUUUUCACCUUUUGGAGUUUUCUUCUAGCAAAUAUCUGAGUUUUCAAAUCAUAUUUUUAGAAAAAAUCUCUAGAAAAAAGGUGGAAAUUUCUGAUUUUGAAAAGGCGAAAAAUUGCUGGAGAAAAUUCAAAAAUUUUGAGAUCAAUCUCAGAAUUUUUGUAUUAAAAAAUAUGAAAUUUUUAUUUGAAAACUACCAAAUUUGUUAUAAAAAAUCAAAGAUUUUAAAAAGAAACAUGAAAACUUCCAAAAUGUCUGUUUUUUCCGGGACGUUUCUGAGAUAAAUCUCAUUCCUGAGGUUUUAUUUGACAUUUUAUGGCCUUUCUAAGGGAUGUUCAUUGUUUUAUCUACAUCAUCGCGCCGUUGAGUCUGAAUGACUGAAGGAAUCAUGCUGGGAGUUUCUGCCUCCAGUUUCGUCUCUUCCAGGUUGUUUUAAUGAGCCUGACGCUGCUGCUCUGCGCCUGACUGACCCAGUUCCUGCUGCCCAACACCAAUCGGUUGGGAUGGUUCUGCAGGAAACAUUUCUGUGACAUUUCAAAAACUGUUUUCUUACUGAAAGUGAACAGAUCCAGAUGCUUAAUAAAAGACCAGAGUUGGUGCAACGAGUCGCGUUUUACUACGGUUCAAAAUGUCCCAAAAUCUAAAAAAAUAGAAACAAAUCUGCCGGCUUCUAUUUAGUAACUGCGCGGGACGUCCUGACGUCCUCACGCAGGCGGGACGUCCUGACGUCCUCACGCAGGCGGGACGGGACGUCCGCAUCAAAGCACCAAAACUACAGGAAAGAAACUGAAUUCAACCGGCCCGCCUCGUUAAAGGCAAACAUUUGGACAAGUUUUAUUCUUUUACCGACUUUGACAUGAACUUCACUAGGUUCAAAAUUUGCAAAAUGAAAUUUGAAAACUUCGGGAACACCAAAAAUACGCUAAGCUAAGCUACAUGGAGCUUAAGGUACAGAAGACUGUCCAAAGUCAUGUGUGAUUGGUCAGAAGUUUAAAUCUGUGUUUAUUUAAAAAUAUGUUACGGGGUAUUAAGGCCAGACUAAGAUAAUUUUAUGGAACUAAAGACACAAUAUUACUAGAAGAAAAUUACUGUAAAAUCUUAGUUAUGUAAAUUUGACUGCACUUCUGCUAUUUGAGUUAAGAUUCUCUUAUUUAUAACCAAAUUAACAUUUCUCAACAUCCCUCAUCUUCAUUUUUAUGUGGGAGUAACAAAAUUAUUACUUCAUUCUACUAACGUUGCGACUUUAUUCAGAUAUUUAUUCUUGUUCAAUCUUUAACUUUAUUUCAUGAGUAUUUUGAUGAGUUUCCGUCAAAAAACUUUCUAAUGUUACGACUUCAUUCUCAUAUUUUUUUCUCAUUGUGAUUUGAUUUUUCAUAGUUUAUUUUCGUGUAUUUGUAACUUUCUGUUGAAUGACUUUGUUCUGAUAAUGUUAUGUAGAAUGACGUGUUUGGGUCAGUUUCUGUCGAAAAACAAAAGAAAUUUUUAGAUUUAAUCUCAGAAAUGUCCAAGUCUUUUAUAGAAAAUUUCAAAAAUAAUUUAAAACUAAAUUUGAAAACAUAAAAGGAACACUAGGCUCUAAAAAAUCUGAAUCCUCAGCCUCAGAUAUUAAAGUUGUUUUGAAGGAAAAAGGCACCAAUUGUGAAAUAGUUUUGUUUUAAGAGCUUUCAUUGACUUAAACAUGGACAUUUUGUGUUGAAUAAGUAAUUUUGUGGCAUUUAACAUUUCUCUAAUCAUUAGAACUGUUUUUAAAGUUUCUCCUCAGGUUUUAUUUAUUUUUUAGGAGCCAUUCACAGUUAGAUCGUCUAACUAUAGUAUUUUUAACACUGACUUGUGUCUAUGUGCCUCUUGUUUUUCUCUCCGCUACCACAAGGUGGCAGUAAGUGUUUGUCAGGUGGGAAGCAGAACAUUUAAAUAUGGGCGUGUCUACAGAAAUGAUGUUGAGAAGACCUCCUACACCUGACGUUGUCAAAUAUAAUUGUUUGCCUUUAUUUAGCCUUAAUGACAUUAUUGUAUUGCAUUUAAUUUCUAAAAUCACUUCUGGGAAAAGUUCAAAUGAGCUGAUGCUGCAUUAUUGGCUUUUUGUAGAGUCAAAGUCCAACCUGAAUAAUGAUUUUCCCUUUCGAAGUUAUUUACUCCACAGGAUUCAUGCAUAAUAUUGCUUUAAACAAUAUGCAUGAAUCCAUUUAAGUAUUUUUGUGUUGAUAUGUUUUCUUUUUUAUUCUUCAUAGUUUCUUUCUGAGUGCUUGCGACGCUCAUUUCUGAUCCAGAAUCUCAUAUUUUAGUUGAAAUUAGAAGAGAAUCGUGUUUAUUAUUUUCUAGAAUUAAAAAUGUGUUUCAAUAUGUUAAAAAAUUCAUACUUGAACAUUUCAAAUUGCAGAACAAAGAAUUGUAAAAAAAACAAACAUAAUUUUAAGGUUCACCAUAGAAAUGGACUUGAAUAAAACUAUUCUGUGAUGAUUUUCAGUGCAUCUCCCAUUUUCUAAUUAAAAUAUAUAUUUUACUUACUUUA
Poeciliopsis prolifica (blackstripe livebearer) is the source of this 5248-nucleotide messenger RNA. It is a transcript of the gene rhot2, whose product is annotated as ras homolog family member T2. Gene Ontology annotation, biological process: mitochondrion organization; small GTPase-mediated signal transduction. The record is from RefSeq and is a predicted model, not a curated record. Gene Ontology annotation, cellular component: mitochondrial outer membrane. The transcript has 19 exons. NCBI's taxonomy places the organism in Eukaryota, Metazoa, Chordata, Actinopteri, Cyprinodontiformes, Poeciliidae. Gene Ontology annotation, molecular function: GTP binding; calcium ion binding; GTPase activity. Bases 144 to 2000 code for a protein of 618 amino acids.